AAAUAUUAUGAAGAUUUAAAGAUUAUAACCAGAUAGAACCUAAUAUUAACUACAAAAUAUAUAUUAAUAUUAAAAAGUUAUUUAGAACUUUAUUAAGAAAAGAGCUCAAAAACUAUUUUAAAAGCUUAAAUAUAAUUUUUUAGUUUUAAAAAUGAGUUAUAAUGGAAUAGGUCUUCCAACACCUCGUGGUUCUGGAACAAAUGGUUAUAUUGUAAGAAAUUUAUCUCAUAUUAAACAUCCAAGAGAAACAAUAAAACCAUAUACAUUAAAAAAAUCUAAUACUAAGAAAGCAGAUAAAGAAAUUCUUGAACAUGAUAGAAAAAGAAAGGUUGAGGUAAAAGUACUUAAUUAUAGAGAUAGUCUUGAGGAAAAUGGAGAACUUAAUGAAGAAGAAAUUGAGGAAAAAGUAAAAGAAUAUAGAGAAAAGCUUCUAAAUGAAAAAAGUGAUGAAAUUAUUAGUAAUGAUGAUGUAAAAAAUUUAAAAUCUUAUCAAGUUCAUGAACUUGCAACAGCAAAAGCUAGAGAGUUAGAGAAACUCAGAAAAGCUUUUGGGAUACGGGACGAUUAUCAAGAGGGGGACGCGUUUAAAUGUAUGAAUGAAAAACAAGCUAUUUAGAGAUAAACAUAACAAUUUUAUUAAAUUUUAGAUUUUAUAUGUACCAAUAUUAUUUUAUCUAUCUUAUGAAUAUAAUAAA
Pneumocystis murina B123 is the source of this 695-nucleotide messenger RNA. RefSeq lists its product as hypothetical. Lineage: Eukaryota; Fungi; Ascomycota; Pneumocystomycetes; Pneumocystales; Pneumocystaceae. The transcript is spliced from 3 exons. Bases 152 to 616 code for a protein of 154 amino acids. The record is from RefSeq and is a predicted model, not a curated record.